Molecule: messenger RNA, 550 nt
Organism: Neopsephotus bourkii (Bourke's parrot)
Lineage: Eukaryota; Metazoa; Chordata; Aves; Psittaciformes; Psittacidae
Product: zinc finger protein 541-like
Exons: 3
Coding region: 1-441 (146 amino acids)
Biological process (GO): negative regulation of DNA-templated transcription; regulation of transcription by RNA polymerase II
Cellular component (GO): transcription regulator complex; histone deacetylase complex
Molecular function (GO): transcription corepressor activity
Source: RefSeq, a predicted model, not a curated record
AUGGAUUUGUUGUAUGUGUGUGCCUUCAGGGUUGGCCUCCAGCAUCACCCUUACAGAUUGCUUCUGUUUCGCUCACAACAGAUUCCAACUAAGACAGUAUCACAGUGUGUUGAAUAUUAUUUUACCUGGAAGAAGAAGAAGAGAUUUGGCCACAGAACUCUUCUUAUUACCAGAGGAAAGACCAUAAGGCUACUACAGGAUCUGGAGGAGCCUGAAGAGAAGACCGUUUGCAGCCCCAGGAAGAGGCGCCGUGUUCUGCCCUGUGAGAACCUAACACCGAAGAGGCAGAACCGGUGCCAGGCUCCAAGCCAGCCCAGCGGCACCGGUGAGGGGAGUGGAUUUUCCUGCCCUGAAUGCCACAGGCUCUUUAACACCAUCCAGGGCAGGAACUCCCAUAUGAAGAUCCACCGCCGCCAGCAAAAACCACCAGUCCUGGGCUGAGCUCUUCCACCAGCACUACAAUACCACUGGAGUGCAGUAGCCAUGUUGUAGUUUUAGGUCCCCUCCCAUCAUUAUUUCCCUAGUUGUUCUUGUUGUUAUUGUGGUUGAU